AUGCUCCACACCACGUCCAUCCACUACUUCGAAGGACUCCAGACGAACAUCCGCAAGCGCAAGCCCUCCCAAUACUCUGGAGAGGACAUUGCACAGAUGGCAGAGGACAACAAGGAAGAUACAAAUGAGUUGACAAUCGCAGGUCAAUAUGAAUUCAAUCUCAACAAUGUCAUGGUUGACAACUUCCUUGAAGCCUCCAGAGCUGAGCACAAUUCUUACUGUCAUGAAAUGCUCAACGUCAGCGCCAAGAUCGACAAAGCACUGAUUGAGAUUGGCUACAUGGACAAGGAAGCAGCAGCACAACAUUUGGAAGCAGAGGAACUCACCCACGAGAACAUCUGUGACAAGGCCGAGAACGCUUACCGUACACUCUUUGACAAGCAUCAAUGGCCCGCUGCAAGACCCACCAUCCGAGAUUCCAAGGCUCCGUAUGCUAAGAUGGCCAAGACAUUCACCCCCGAUGACGUCCAGAACCAUGCAUACGCUCUGAUCCACCAACAGACCGGUCCAAAGGGCAAGGCCAAACCUGACGACAUCUGUUUGAACUGUGGGGAGAAAGGACACUGGGCUCGCGACUGCAAAAGUGACAAGAAGCCCAAGCGACCUUUCAACAACAACAAGAAGACUUUCAUGGCUGAUCAAGUCUUGACUGCAUCCUCUUUCUUGGCCGAUCAAGUCACCUUCAUGAUGAGUCAAGCUACCGCCGCCCCCGCCUACCUAUUCACUGCCGCUUCCACUGUCAUUGCUGCCUUUGAGGGAUCUCCGACCAACCGCCUUGUCCCACUCCUGUGGUUCAUUCUCUUGAUCCUUGUGUCCCUUCCUACCAAAGGGCAACACCGUCUGAUUGGGUCCACGCAUCAAGAGUUUGGCCCGUUCCGGAUGACCAAAGCAAAGUACAAACGAUACAUUCGACACUGCCGUCAUCAGCGCCGCCCCACUUCCUUCAGCCAUCGCCGUCACACCCGUCACUAUGGUCUCGCCACCCGCUGUCGCCUCGACCCACGAUCUCAGGAUAUCUUUGACUUGGUCCAACAUAUCAUUCAGUUUUCGGAGUCUCUCACGUUUUGUUGUUCCCGUCGAGAGGGAGAUAAUUGGAGAAGCAACAGAAGACAUCAGAGAAAUCAAAAUGAUGAUCAAAGCAAUUGGCAGAGAACAAACGACGGUUGGAGAAACAUGAACAACAACGAACCUAGGACCCCUCGUGCUACCACUUCCCGUGAAAUACCCCGUGAUGACCAUCGGCGUUAG
Molecule: messenger RNA, 1248 nt
Organism: Cylindrotheca closterium
Lineage: Eukaryota; Bacillariophyta; Bacillariophyceae; Bacillariales; Bacillariaceae
Source: the annotation of a GenBank genome assembly